Messenger RNA from Meira miltonrushii, 2463 nucleotides. RefSeq names its product Dihydropteroate synthase. Bases 1 to 2463 code for a protein of 820 amino acids. Lineage: Eukaryota; Fungi; Basidiomycota; Exobasidiomycetes; Exobasidiales; Brachybasidiaceae. The record is from RefSeq and is a predicted model, not a curated record. Gene Ontology annotation, cellular component: mitochondrial envelope. Gene Ontology annotation, biological process: tetrahydrofolate biosynthetic process. The transcript is spliced from 2 exons. Gene Ontology annotation, molecular function: dihydropteroate synthase activity; 2-amino-4-hydroxy-6-hydroxymethyldihydropteridine diphosphokinase activity; dihydroneopterin aldolase activity.
AUGGGCUUGCAAGAUGACUCGCAAUCUGCUCAUGCGGAAGUCUUACCUGACUCGAUCUGCUUGACCGGUUUAUCGGUUCGCAUGUUAGUAGGAGUGGAUAAUUGGGAGCGUGUGAAACCACAACCGGUCAAGAUUGAUGUGCAAAUUCAUACAGAUGUUUCGAAAGCAGGCAAAGCUGAUCAUUUACCCCAUAGCAUCCAUUAUGGUAUUUUGACGAAAGAAUUGGAAUCUCAUUGUUCAGGCGAACGAUACAGAAGUUUGGAAGCACUGGCAGAAGGAUUGGCAAAAGUAUGCAUCUUUACUUGCAGAGGACCCAAAGUCACUUUACGAGUACAGAAGCCAAGAGCACUUUUGCAUGCUGAUUCGGCAGGAGUACAAAUCAUUCGAACUGCAUCAGAUUUUGUGACCACAGAUGGAAGGAAUGCGGAAGAAGCUUCUCUGCGCCUUUCUGGAUCGUCUUAUUGGGCUCAACAUGAUCGUGUAUUCGUAAAGGAUUUGUGUAUCAGCACAAUCUUGGGUGUCAAUCCUUGGGAACGUGUGGAUAAACAGAUUGUACGAAUCAACCUGGAAGUUUACUCAGGUUUGGAACGUUUGCGUCAGGCCGCCCUGAUCGGAUCGAGCAAAGCAGCCGUACCUACGCCUACUGUUGAUAUGGUCACCAAACCGCAAAACUAUCGAACGAUUGUCAGAUCCAUUUCAGAGCAUGUUCAAAGGACGAACUACAAAACAGUCGAGUCAUUAGCCUUGAGUAUUGCAGAAAUCGCUGUUCGUGAGAAUCGAGUUGAGAGGAUUCGUGUACGGGUGGAUAAGCCAAGCGCAAUCAUGUUUGCCGAUUGUGCUGGAGUGGAAGUGGAACGUGAUCGUGCAUAUUUCGAAUCGGUCAAUGAGGAAGAGGCUAUGGAGCCGAUCAUCACACCUGCAUCAAUGUCCGCCAGCUUCACAGCUAAAGCCACAGGUGCAGCUUUCACAAAAGUGAAUGGAUUGGAUCAUGAUUGGCACGUUGCUGCAAUCGCCUUGGGGUCUAAUGUAGGAGACCGUUUUGCCAAUAUCGAAAGAGCGGUCGCUCUGCUAGGCGCAUCAAAAGACUGCAAAUUGGUCGAUACGAGCUUCUUGUAUGAAACCGAGCCAAAGUACUACAUCGAUCAGCCAAAAUUCAUCAACGGGGCUUGUCGAAUCGCCACUAAAUUGGAUCCGCAUUCACUUUUACGACUUUGUCAAUCGAUCGAGAAGGAGAUAGGAAGGGACAAAGAUGGAGUUCCAAUCAAAGGACCGCGAGCGAUUGAUUUGGAUAUUUUGCUCUAUGAUCGUAUCGAGCUCAAUACAUCGGAUCUCAUCGUUCCGCAUGCCGGCAUUCUUGAGCGUGAAUUCGUGCUUAAGCCUCUGAUGGACGUUCUACCCGAUUAUCGUCAUCCAAGCACGUCUAGAACAAUCUCUCAACUACACUCCAUCUUGAUCAAUUCGGAAGGGUAUGUUCAGGAAGAUAUGAGAAGGGUGUUGCCGUUGCAGUUGGGCAAGAAACAAAAGAUUGCUUGGACUUGGGGAACAAAGACGUACGUGAUGGGAAUCAUCAAUGCUACUCCUGACUCAUUCUCUGAUGGAGGUAAUAAUCUCAACGUAGAAAGUGCAGUUUCAACGUCCAAAGCAAUGAUUGAAGAAGGUGUGGACAUUCUGGAUAUAGGUGGAAUGAGUACAGCACCCAAUGCGAAAGAGGUUGACGAACAGGAAGAGAUUGAGCGUGUCGUACCUGUGAUCAAAGCAAUCCGAUCUGCAUAUCAGGAUAUUCCGAUCAGUAUCGAUACGUUCCGUGCUAGCGUAGCUAAAGCCGCUUUGGAAGCUGGUGCAACGAUGAUUAAUGAUGUGACAGCAGGAGUACGUGAUCCAGCAAUCUUUGAAGUGGCUCGCACAUUCGAGUGUCCGAUCAUCUUGAUGCAUAUGCGAGGAGAUUCUAGCUCGAUGAAUUCUUUAGCACAAUAUGCAGGAAAUGAUGUUGUUCGAGUGGUGAGCAAGGAACUCGAAAAUAGGAUCGAAAACGCAUUACGUCAAGGAGUGCCAAGAUGGAAUAUCAUCUUAGAUCCAGGGAUCGGAUUCGCAAAGAAUGCGGAUGGUAAUUUGCAACUUUUACGUGGAUUAGCCAAGAUUCGUAAUGGUAGCGGAAAUGGAGGAGUGGGUCAAAGCAGAAGUAGUUCACCACCUCCUCUUGCAACCCAAAAGGAGCCUUCUUCAGCUUCAUUGGAACCGAAUCUAUCUCUUAAAUCGUUCCCGCUCUUGGUUGGUCCAAGUCGAAAACGAUUUUUAGGUACAAUCACUGGACGUUCAGAAGCAAAAGAUCGAAUGGCAGGUACGGCGGCAGCUUGUACGGCAUCCAUUCUAGCAGGAGCAGAUAUCAUUCGUGUUCAUGAUGUGAAAGAGAUGGUAGAUGUUGCUAAAACUGCAGAUGCGAUUGCACGAGGUGGCGAAGAAUAA